AUGAAUAAAAUCAUUGUAUUUUUCACCGCUUUCCUGGGCCUCCAAACCCUGCUGUUUGCAGGAGAUGAAAAAAUCAUCGUGCCUGCUGUGUUAAAAUCCGCCACUGUGUACCGCGCCGGCGCAGAACUCACCCAUACAGCCAGGGCCACCGUAAAACAGGGCAAUAACGAAUUGCUGAUUGAAGGGCUCAGCAAUGGGCUGGACAUUAACAGUGUGCAGAUUGGUGCCGAUGAAAAAAUCACCCUUCUUUCUGUUGAAUUUUCUGCUGAUUACUUAAAACCGGCUGCAAAAUCUGCCAUUGUAAAAAAACUGGAAGAUUCGCUGGACAUCCUGCGUAAAGACAUUUCCAGGAUACAGGUACUGCUGAAAACCGAUAAUGAACUGCUGGACCUGCUGAAAGCCAACCGCGAAAUACGCGGCACCCAAACCGGCCUCAGUGUGGCAGAACUGAUGAAGAUGAUGGAAUACUACAAAACGAAAACACUGGAGACCCAAAAUGAAAUUGCCGGCUACCAGGAGAAACAAAACAAACUGGAAGAGGCUGUGCAAAAAAUCAUACUGCAGGUAAAUGAAGAAUCACAGAAAAACAAUAAGAUAGCAGGUAAACUGCUGCUGCAGGUAAUGAGCCCAUUGGCAGGCACCUGCAAUCUUACCAUUUCUUAUAUUACUGCAAAAGCUUACUGGAACCCUUCUUAUGAUAUCCGUGUAGAAAACAUCAGCAAACCCAUCAGCCUGCUGUACAAAGCCAAACUGGUACAAACCACGGGCAUCGACUGGAGACAGGUAAAACUCACCCUGGCCACUUCUUCCCCCAAUCAAAACAGCAAUGCACCCGUGCUGAAAAGCUGGUUCCUGGACUAUACCAACCCGGUUACCCGUAUGGAGAAUAACCUGCUGAUGAAUUCUAUACAGUCUAUGAGCAAAAGCGCUUCGGCGCUAUCUGAAGUGGUAGUUACAGGCCUGGGUAUCAGUAAAGAUGAGGAAGACAGGGAUGUAAGGGUUCGUGGCUAUAAUACAAUGCAACAGCCCCAGGCGCCGCUGUACAUAGUUAAUGGAAAAGUCUUCAGCCAGCAGCAGUUUGAAAGAAUAGAUCCCAAAAACAUAAAAAGCAUGGAUGUGCUGAAAGAUAUAAAAGCGGCGGCCGUCUAUGGUGCCAGGGCUGCGGGCGGUGCAGUGUUAAUAACCCUGAAAGAUGAAUUAAGCGAUUACAUCACAGUAACAGACAAUGAGCUCAAUGUCACCUUCGAUAUAGACCUGCCCUAUGACGUACCGGGCAAUGGCAAGGAGCAGAAUGUUUCCUUAAAAGAAAUCCCGGUUAAUACGCUGUUCAAAUAUUAUGCAGUACCAAAGCUGGAUAAAGAUGCUUACCUGCUGGCAGAACUGGCCGAUUGGGAAAAACUGAACCUGCUGCCCGGUGAAGCCAAUAUUAUUUUUGAAGGCACCUAUAUCGGCAAAUCUUUUAUAGACCCCAAUUCUACCAUGGACACGCUUAAUCUUACCCUGGGCAAAGACAAACGCAUCGUGGUAAAGAAAGAAAAGCUGAAAGAUUUCAGCAGCGUAAAAUUCCUGGGCAGCAAUAAAAAGCAAUUAUUCACCUACGAGCUAACAGUAAAAAACAAUAAAAAAGAAGCUAUUCAGCUGCUGCUGAAAGACCAGUAUCCCCUGUCUACCAACAAAGAAAUUGAAGUAGAACUUACCGGAACCAGCGACGCCGCCAACAAUACAGAACUGGGCGUACUCACCUGGAAACUGCUGCUGGCGCCGGGCGAAGUGAAAAAACUAAGGGUGAGUUACAGUGUGAAAUAUCCAAAAGACAAAUACCUGAACCUUUAA
Ostertagia ostertagi is the source of this 1833-nucleotide messenger RNA. NCBI's taxonomy places the organism in Eukaryota, Metazoa, Nematoda, Chromadorea, Rhabditida, Trichostrongylidae. The record is from the annotation of a GenBank genome assembly.